UAGCAAAGUUUAAAAUUCAACCAUUACUACCAAGCAAGGUAGCUAGGCACCCACAUCACACCUUCUUUAUAAUUUAUAUACAUAUAUAUACAUACAUACAGAGAGAGAGAGAGAGAGAGAGAGAGAGAGAGAGAGAGCAGUGGUGGCUGAGAUGGCUAAAGAAGAGGAGAAGAAGGUGAUUACUGCAGUUUACAAGGUUAAUCUGCAUUGCCCCAAAUGUGCAGAAGACAUUAAAAAGCCUCUCCUUAGAAUCGCAGGGGUCCAGAGUGUGGAUGUCCAGUUUGAGAAAGGGGAAGUUACAGUGAAAGGUAGCAUUGAUGAGAAGGAAAUGCAUAAACGGCUUGAGAAGUUGAGCAAGAAAAAGGUCGAGAUUGUUGAUAAUAAAGCAAAGAUCACCAAAGAAAAGGUGCGCACUACAACAAUCAAAGCUUAUUUGCACUGCAGCAAAUGUGAGGAUGGCCUGCGCAGGAAGUUGCUAAAGCAGAAAGGUAUUCACGAUGUUAAAAUGGACACAAAAGCUCAGACCAUAACAAUCGAAGGAAGUGUUGAGCCGGAAAAACUCUUGACAUUCAUGAAAGAGAGGGUGCACAAACACGCGGAGAUAAUACCUCUGAAGCAAGAGAAAAAAGAGGAGAAGAAAGAGGAGAAGAAAAAGCUGGAGAAGGAAGUGGACGAGGACAAGAAGAAGAAAGAAAACCAAGUCGAAAAGAAAGACAAGUUGUAUACAGUACAAGUUAAAAAGGCUGAAACCAAAAAGGUUGUUGAGUUUAAGGAAGAGAGGAAAGUGGAAGGAAAAACUCCAGAGGGAAACGUUCCGUACUUCGUUCACUAUGUUUAUGCUCCUCAGACGUUUAGCGAAGAAAAUCCAAAUGCUUGCUCAAUAAUGUAAAGAGUAUUUUAUCACCAAUUCCGAAGUAGUUCUACUUCUGAAUAUGUGAUGUGCCUGAAUAUAUGUUACAUAUAUGGGCAUAGUUUGUUGUUUUUGGUUUUUCUCCAUUUCAUCGAGGAAUGUACUUGAAACAACUUUGAUGCAAGUUGUAAUCUUAACAAUAAAGGAAUUCAUGAUGGCAUGCUGAUUUCUCA
Messenger RNA from Rhododendron vialii, 1083 nucleotides. RefSeq names its product heavy metal-associated isoprenylated plant protein 4. Lineage: Eukaryota; Viridiplantae; Streptophyta; Magnoliopsida; Ericales; Ericaceae. The coding region runs from base 152 to 889 and encodes 245 amino acids. Gene Ontology annotation, molecular function: metal ion binding. The record is from RefSeq and is a predicted model, not a curated record. The transcript is spliced from 4 exons.